AUGGCGCUAAAUGACAACCCUUUUGCAGAUCCAUUUUCGGUGAUAAAUUUUUUUUGAAAUUAAUAUACGGGAUAUGUUUUAGGAUCCACCUCGAGCCCCUGUUGAAACUGUUCAUUCUAAUUCUAACCAUUCUACUGGGAGGACCCAACCUGCAACAAAUAAUGCAGAAGAUUUCAAUCCCUUCGCAAACAGAGCUCCUCCAGCUUUGAAUAAUCAGGUGAGGAGUUUUUUUUUUUGAAGGUUUAGUAAGCGAAAAUGGAACAGCGCUGUCAUGGGAAAUUUCAUUAUCAGAAAAAAAAAACUUUGAUUUACAAUAAAAAAUUAUCAAUUAAUAUUGAGGUAAGAGUUAUGCAAUAUUUUGUUUCAUAGCCCAUAAUUUGGUAAAUGAUACAUUCUCAAGCCAUAAAUUUCCUAACAAAUCCUUUUCCCGCAUGCACGUAUUGAUUAAUCGAAAUAGCGUUGCUCCAUUUUUCUAGUUGUUUUUUUCCCCUUGGAUUAGGUUUCACUGAAAGGAAACCUCUUCUGAUCAAUUUCACUGCAUGUUUGAAAUAUUAUUUAGGUCUCUGGUGGCAACGUCCUGGGCGGCUCGAGACAAGGAAUGGAUGAUGAGCUUUUCCGCAAGCAAGAAGAGCUUGAGCGUAAGGCUCAGGAGCUCAGAAGACGCGAAGAAGAGUUGGAACGGCGUCAGAGGCAAUCCAACAAUAGUAAGUUUUUUUAUAAUAAUUAAAGUAAUUAUUAUUUAUGUAUCUUACUGAUCACCUUCUAUUUCUUGCCCAAAUUUUUGUGUUUGAAUUGCAAACGUAAAACGUUUUUUUAGAACUAAGCAAAAUGCGAAAAAAAAUAGAAUAUGAAAUUUAAAUACAGUUUCAAAUUGUUUAUCUAGUGAAGAAAGUUUUCAAAUUCAGCUGUUUUGUAUUUCCAAAUUCAUUUUUUUUAAAUUCAAGUCUUGCGUAUGAGAAAUAAAACAGCCAUUUUGAUUUGAUUGAUAAAUCAGAACCCUAUGAAGAAGUCUGGUUUUGAAAUCUAUUGAGAAAGAUAUAAGAAAAUCUAGAAAAAAAAGAGAUUAAAAUAGUUGCAGUCGAUCCCAACGCGACAAAUCAGCAAAGGCCUCACAACUGGCCUCCACUUCCGACAAUUAUUCCAGUAGAGCCCUGUUUUUAUCAGGUUCAGUACGAAAUUUUAUGAAAAAAAAAAUUUUUUUUAAGGAUAUCGAAGUCGAGAUCCCAGUACAGUUCCAGAAAACUGUCACUUUUGUAUAUUAUGUGUUUCUCGUGUACGUUUUGGCUUUAUUGGUGAAUGUUGUCGCUUCCCUUUUCUACAUGAUUUUCGCUUCAGGUUGGUCGCCGAUUUUUUUUAGAACUUCAUUAUUUCAUGAAAAAAGCUAUUGUUGAUCUCUCAUAUUUUUUUUUCCAUCAGCUGAUCAACUACUAAGGUUUUCCUCAAAAAAAAAGUAGUAACCUGUGCAUACGAGAAACGGAACAUGUUUCAAAACCGAAAAAGCGUGUUUAUCCGCGCACUUAAGUUGUUUCAAAACGGUACUAAUUUUUAUUUUAAAGAAAUUUUCUUGUUUUUUGAAACAAUUUUCUUUUUGUCAAAUGAACACGCCAUGAAGGUUGAUUUUUUACGAUGCUUUUAUGUCUUUUUUGAUAGUAAAAAAAUUUUUUUUUUUACUUAGUAACGAAUUUACUUUUUUUGAGCUUCAUAAUAGCUUUUUUUGGUUCAAUAAUGAUGCUAAUUCUAAUUUUAUAUAAAUGUCCCGUCCUGAUUUUUCAUCGAUUUUUUAAAUGAUAUUCAGGACCUAUUGGCCAACUUUUCCUGGCGGUUAUUCAGCUUGGCCUUUUCUCGCCUUGCUCUUUUCUUUUCUGGUUCAGGCCUGUGUACAAAGCCUUCCGAAAUGAUUCUUCCUUCAACUUCAUGGUUUUAAUAUAGAAUUUUUUUUUUUGAAUUCUAUAUUUUCACAGGUUUUCUUCUUUGUGUUGUUCUUCCAUUGUAUUUUCACAUUCGUUCAAACACUGGGCCUCUCGUCAUACGCCUGUGGUUGGAUAAAUGCUUUGGAUACUUUCGGAGGUUAUAACUGAUAAUUGAGGAUGAAGGUUUUUUUAAUUCCAGUAUCGGUCCCGAUCGCCCUCAUUAUGUUGAUUUCGGCUCUUUGCUUCACAGCCGCUCUCAUAGGAAUGGUCGUGGCCCUAAUUAAAGUUCACCGACUUUAUAGGUGAGUCGACUAUUUGAAAUUGAAAAAUUCAUAUUUUUUUCUCCUCCAGGUAAUUCAAUUAGCUUUUUUUAAUAUUUAUGGUCAAUAGAAUUCUUUUUUUAACAUUUAAAUUUUUUUAUUUCCGAGUGAAAGAGAACUUCGCAACGGUAAUUUUUGAACAAUUUUUUUAUUCAAUUUUUCUUUUUGUUAAACAGACUCUCGUUCGCUUUUUCUGAUUGCUGAAUAAUAGUUCUGUAAAGUACUGGUGUAGUUUUUAUCAUUCGGAAAUGUCGAAAUCAUUGAAAUAUUGACGACUUUCUUUUUUUUCGUUACUUUUUGAGGAGUAGCCUUUUCGCUUAGAAUGAGAGAGAAAUUCGAAGUCGCGUAGAGUUCAUAAGCGGUUCAUUUACGAGGUUAUAUAUGUUCUGACCUCGCUUUUCGCGCCGGCCUAGCCAUUUUUUUAGUGUAAUAAGUUGCCUUAGCAUUUUUAGAUCUUAUCUUUUCUAGGGGCGCUGGUUUCUCGAUCGACAAAGCAAGACAAGAGUUCACACAUGGUGUGAUGGCCGACGCAAGUGUGCAACGGGCGGCUUCCGCGGCGACUUCGGCCGCGGCUGGUGCUGCUUUCCAACAAGCUUCUCAAGGCAGAUUCUAG
Messenger RNA from Caenorhabditis auriculariae, 2843 nucleotides. Lineage: Eukaryota; Metazoa; Nematoda; Chromadorea; Rhabditida; Rhabditidae. The record is from the annotation of a GenBank genome assembly.